This is a messenger RNA of Diospyros lotus (date-plum), 885 nucleotides long. RefSeq lists its product as uncharacterized. The transcript is spliced from 4 exons. Lineage: Eukaryota; Viridiplantae; Streptophyta; Magnoliopsida; Ericales; Ebenaceae. The coding region runs from base 83 to 592 and encodes 169 amino acids. Gene Ontology annotation, cellular component: ribonuclease H2 complex. The record is from RefSeq and is a predicted model, not a curated record. Gene Ontology annotation, biological process: RNA catabolic process.
AGGCGCGGGAAUCUGGAGGGGCAUCGCAAGAAGGAAAAAGAGCCCAAAUAUAGAGGAGGGUUUGUGAAGUCCCGCAAAGUGAAUGGAUGGAGAUGGAGGUCCGGCGACCGGCUCGGCCGGCAGCAUUCAUUUUAGUGGCGCCGAUUCUACUCCGCCGAUUGAUCUGACAGGACAGGUCCAUCAACUCCCCUGCUGCGUCAAAUACGACGGACCUUGUUCUGUUUCUCACUACUUCAAACCCAAAUCCUCCGGGAUUGAGGUGGAUGGGCUGAAGGUGGAGGAAGCUUACUUCAGGGGAAGGAAGUUGCAAGGCACCACCAUCAACCUUCCCCAGCCCUAUUCUGGCUUUGUCAUUGGCAAGAAGAAGAGUCUUGGCAAAAGGAAAGUUUCUGAUCAGCUUGAAGAAAACUCAAACUGGGAAAUGAAUGCAAAGUUUCAAAGUAUAACAUAUUGGAAUCAUGACAGUCUUCCCUCACAAGAUGAUGCUUUCUUGCGUUCUUUUCACUUUCUGACUAUUGCUAAAGCUCUGCACCAGCCUGUGGCACCUGAAGAUUUGGAAUCUGCUUCUAUUGCAGAACAGACAAAUAAAUAGGCUGAACUAGAAUUACAGGGAGCUGCUUCUCAAUGCAUUUCUAUUGCCCUGGCACAUAAUCAGCUGACUGGUCGGGUUUAUCUUCCCUACCCUAGGUGCACACAAGAAAAGACUUUCUCCAAUCUAAGGUAACACCAUGAGGUUGGCGUAUGAUCUUGGAUCAUAAUUUUCUUAUGUGUAGAUCUCUGAGAUGACAGGCUUCUAAGAUGUCUCUUGAGUGUAAUCUUGUACAAGAUUUAGUGGAGCAUAUGGUUGCUUUGCAUUAAAAUCUUAUUUCACUUUUGUCUAUUAAA